CCCUAGUCUGGUCUUUGCACAUGCAUAUCAACAUCAACAAGAAAAACGCAUUUGAUAGCAGAAAAUGCGAACUGAUUUCAAUAUAUAAAAGUGCUUAAACCUAACGUAGUGUGUGUGUGUGUGUGUAUGUGUUUUAAUGCGCAUUGCGAAUAAAUAAAUGAUGCCCUAUAAUAUGCGUACCUGCGGCAGCAACGCCAUGGUACGUGAGUACGCUGGCGGCAGCCUCAAUGGCAUUUUGCGCAAAACAGGAGCCGCCGCAGGAGGCGCAGCAACAGCUUCCGGCGUGGGCGCCAAUGGGUUACCGUAUGGCGCUGCAUCAACGGAUCCGCGACAGCCUCCACUGGAGCUGCUCGUUUUUGGCUAUGCGUGCAAGAUAUUCCGUGACGAUGAGAAGGCGCGCGAGAUGGAUCAUGGCAAACAGCUGAUACCCUGGAUGGGCGAUGUAAAUCUCAAAAUAGACAGAUAUGACGUGCGUGGAGCGCUGUGCGAACUUUCUACCUAUGAGGCACCACCUGGUGGCUAUGGAAAUCGUCUUGAAUAUCUCAGCGCCGAGGAGCAGCGGGCGGAGCAGCUGUGCGAAGAGGAGCGCUAUCUGUUCCUAUACAACAACGAAGAAGAGCUACGGCUGCAGCAAGAGGAGGAUCUGAAGCGUCUGCAACAGGAGACAUCCGGUGGCAACUAUAGCCAAGUCGAUUUCCAUUACGAUGGCCAAUCAACAUGUAGCUCAUCUGGUGCAGAUGCUGUCACCUCACCAACGUCGGAGUCAUCGACACCGGCCGAGGAAUCCGAGCUACCGUACACACUGCCACCCAGUCUUCUCGUGGCGCCCGCUCCGGGCAUGCAGUUGCCGGAGACAAUGAAGCAGCAUGCAAUUAUUGAGAAGACGGCACGUUUCAUUGCCACCCAGGGCGCCCAGAUGGAGAUCCUGAUCAAAGCCAAGCAAGCCAACAAUGCACAGUUUGAUUUUCUGUCGCAGGGCGGCCAGUUGCAACCAUAUUAUCGCCAUCUGCUGUCUGCCAUUAAGCAAGGCAAGUAUGCGGCCUCAGCGCCGCCGGCGACAACGGACACGGCCAAUGGGGCAGGCGAGGGGAGCGCAUCUUUGAGCAGUCCGAAGCGUAGCCAGCAGAUCAUAACGGUGCCCACCAUCAAGUACAAACCGUCGGCCAAUUGCGCCUACACCCAGCUCAUCAGUAAAAUCAAAGGUGUUCCGCUGCAGACAGUAUUGGACGAUGAGAACGCUUCACAGCAUUCCAACGGAACCGCCUCGCCGACGCCCAGCUGCAAGUCCGAGGGCCAGAGUCAAAGCAGCAUUGCCGCCCCAGCAUCCAACGGCGAAUUUACGCCCGUCCUGUUGCAGUACAAUGGCAGCACAUUUGCCCACGAGGCGGAGGAGGACAACGCCAACGAUGCGCCGCCUAAGGUUGAGCUAUUAAAAAACACCAGUGCUCUGGCGCUUGCCCAAAAUUAUAGCUCCGAUAGCGACGAUGAGCAGGACGCGGACGAUGACAACAGUAAACAAGGCUCCCAGGAAGCCACGCAAACAGUCACCGCCACUGCCACUCCGACCACCGCCACGAAGAAAACCACUGCGGUGCUAGCACCGCCACCGCUUUUAACUUUUCCUCUGCCAGAGGAGACGCUGCGCCACAUCAUCGACAAGACGGCCACGUAUGUAAUUAAGAACGGUCGCCAGUUUGAGGAGACUCUGCGCACCAAGAGCGUCGAACGUUUCAAUUUUUUGCUGCCGGACCACAAGUUCUAUGCGUAUUACAUGUACAAAAUAACCGGCGAUGUGGACGCCGCUUCUAAGGAGGAGAAAACGCGCAAAGCGGCUGCCGUUGCUGCUGCACUGAUAAGCAAAAAGGGUCUUGGUGGCGCAAAUGCAACUGCUGGAGCUGGUGCGACUGAAAAGGCGCACGUGAGCUUCGCUAUACGCGCACGCGAUGAGAACGCGUCGCUGCAGCCGGUACUGCCACUGGAGGCGAGCGAUGAUGAUGAACUGAAGGCCAAAUCAAGUGCCGAGCAAGCGCGUCCUGGCAUGCCAGAUAGCGUGCAACGCGCCAUCAAGCAAGUGGAGACGCAGCUGCUGGCCAGAACUGGCGCCCCAAAAGCCACUCCGGCAACGACAGCGUCUUCACCACUCAAAGAGCAACGACAGGCCGAGGAGCGUGUCAAGGAUAAACUGGCACAGAUCGCACGUGAUAAGCUUAACGGCAUAAUGUCGCGCGAGAAGCAGCUGCAGCUGGAACGCAAGCGCAAGGCCAUGGCCUUUCUCAAUCAAAUUAAGUGUGAAGGUACGGCUAUUGGCACUGGAUUGGAUGCGUUAACCACGGAAACAGCUGCGGCAAAUGCGGAUUCGGUAGCGGCGGCAGCUAACAUCAAUGGUGAUUCGAAUGAUUCGGUGCGCUCCAUACCCAUCACUUACUUUGGACCUGAUGAUGAUGAGGAUGACGACGAUGAAGACGACGACGACGAGGACAAUGAUGUGGGCGUGCGGACGGCAGCAGCUCCACCGCCGAUCAGAACGGCUUAUGCAGAGGAUGACGAAGAUGAAGACGGCGAUCUGGAAAAAUACAAUUUACUUAACGAUGAUAGUACCAAUACAUUUACCAGCAAGGUGGCGGCGGCAUCGGCAGCAGCAGCAGCAGCAGCGCCCGUCCUGCUCUCCGAUGACGACGAUGUGCAGUUGGUAUCCGCCGCGGCCGCACCACAGUCAGUGUCGGCCGCUUCAUCAGCUGGGCGCCAUCGUAAGACUGGGCGUCGAAGUCGCAGUCACAGCAGCAGCAGCUGCUGCUCCAUAACGCAAGAUGCUUCAGUGACCUCAUCCAGCAGUAGUCCCAGUUGCCGACGCAGUCGUAGUCGGAGUCGCAGUGCCCAUAGGCAGCGACGCAAGCGCAAGUCCAGCGCCAUUGCCAAACAUAGACACCGCCGUCGCAGUCGCAGUGCAUCGCGCAGUUCGCGCCACAAGCAGCGCAGUCGCAGUCGUAGCAGCAGCCAUUCUUGCUUGCGCCGCCAUCGCGACCAUAAGGAGGAGACCUUGUCGCGCAGAAGGAAUCACCAGCGCCAGCCGAGCAAAAAGAGUCACAAGCGCCACAAGCGACGUCGACGCAGCAGCGGAGGAUCUGCCUCGCAAUGAACCGUGUCUUUGUAUCUAAAGCAUUUUAGAUUCUAGGUUUAAGAAUUGUACAUUUCCCUCUUUUUUUUUUUAAUGUUGAGCAAUGUUUUGAAUGCGACCCAUUGAGCAUGGUCGUCAGUAAUAAAAUUUAGGUGUACAAAUAUUUACAAGCUGUUCAUCACAUCAAGGUUGUUAACGAACCAGAUCAUCGUAUAUUGCCGUGUCAAGGCAUAGAUAUAAGAGAAAAGAGAACUUGUUAGAGUUGUAAUUGUAUUAUAUUAUAUUAUAAUCAUGUUUACAAGUCUAGUAUGUAAGCCGAACCAGAUUUAACCAGGAAUUCGCAUCAGGCAAACCGAACCCGAUUCGAAACAUAAAUUUUUUAGAAACGAUUUAGUUUUUAAAACAAGAAACUUUUGAGGAGGACUCCAGGAGGAGGAGGCACAGAGCAUAAUAAACUUCAUCUCCAAUCCUUGGAAUUAUUCAAUCCUAAAUAUUUGUUAAUGCCAAUUUUGGGCAGAGAUCAAAAUUGGCAAUUCAAUUGGAUCAUUAAUAUUGCAAAACCAAGAUAUGAACACAAGUCUGGGUUCAAGGAUGUGUAAAACCAGGUUCACCCACCGAACGUUAAGGCAGGGAGUUGGUUCGAACCGUAAGCCAAACCACCGACUACAUACUUUAUACUUGACAUAGUCUUAAAACCACACGAAUGAAACUGAUCUUAACAAACAAAAUAUUUAUUUCGGAGGGGUAUAUAAAAGAAUUCGGACCGCUCCAUAAGGUCUUUGGUGUGUUGACGGUCACGGCGCAAAUCCACCGACACACAAGUCUAUACAAUAAUUGGCACGUUCCAGUUUUUUGGAGCGCAUUUUAUUUCGUUUAUUGCAGUAAACACUUUUCUUUGGUAAAUUUCUGCAUUUAAGUAUAUUAUUAAUGGACUUUCUAAGCCAUACAAAUAUUUGAACUAUUCGAUGUUGCUAAAGUCAAGAAAUAACGAUUUCUCAAUAUAAAAAAAGGGACAUAUUGUAUAUAAGCUACAAAGUCGUGUAGCUUAGAUUUAUUAUAUUUAUUAUAUGCAAAGUUUAUAUAUAUAAGUUUGGUUUCAAAGAAGUGUGUAGCAUACAGUUGCUUUCUUAUGGUCGCAGUGGGUGUAUUUAGAUCAAUAUAAGUUAGUUAAUAAUAAAUAUAGGUUUAUGGUUAGUAUAUAUAUAUAUAUGUGCGUAUAUGGUUAUAUGAUUUAAUGCAUUCUAGACUAGACCAGGUCUAGAAUUCCAAGACGCCAGGCAAAUAUUUGUCGAUAAGCGUUUGAUAGUAUGGCCAUAGAGCGUCAAUAUCGGGCACCACCUCGCUUUUUGUGUAUAGAU
This is a messenger RNA of Drosophila montana, 4473 nucleotides long. RefSeq names its product suppressor of white-apricot (gene su(w[a])). Gene Ontology annotation, molecular function: RNA binding. Gene Ontology annotation, biological process: mRNA 5'-splice site recognition; RNA processing. The coding region runs from base 158 to 3136 and encodes 992 amino acids. The record is from RefSeq and is a predicted model, not a curated record. The transcript is spliced from 7 exons. NCBI's taxonomy places the organism in Eukaryota, Metazoa, Arthropoda, Insecta, Diptera, Drosophilidae.